AUGUCAGGUCCCGCUGCACUUGCGGCGGCGGCGGUGCAAGGCGGUGAGUGGCCCGACGAGGCACGCGAACGCUGGUUUCCCCAACCCCAUGUUGGUGGAGGCCGUGAACGGUAUUUCGUCACAUCAGACCAUGACAGGUAUGUCAAAGCCACUGGAAAUACCCUGCAAACCGUGGGCCAGCACGUUGCUGGAGCAGGCGUGGUGCCGUCGUCGAACCACAGCACUGCCAAUGGGAAGAGCAGGAAUGCGCUAGAUCGGGUGGCUCAUUGCAUGCACGCCGUUGGUGUGCUGACCUCUCACCUUGGGGGCACAACGUUUCUCAGCAUCUUCCUUGUCGUGUGUGGAGUCAAUUGUUUUUUUAUGAUUCUGGCAACGACACUUUCUCAACUGGAUGUGGUUGGCGGUGGUUGUUACACCUUUUGGGGCUACAAGAGCGGAUGCGACACGGUGAGCUACUCCAACCGCACGCAACUCUUGGCCUGCAAUGAAUUGGGGCAGCAUUUGAGCGUAGGCGCAGCUUUUUCGAUAUUUUCCAUUAUGCUAAUGGCUGCUGUGCUAUUUUUUUCCUUCAAAGCGCUCAUGGACGGUCGCACAGAGAGCAGUAAUCGCACGUAUGCCGAAGCUUCCUCCCGUGAAGAAGAACGUGGCCAGCAGCAGAGCCGAGAUGUAGCAGUGUCCUCUACUUCCAAGUGGUGCAUCGUUGGACUCUUAGCUGCUGCGCUGCUGUGCGAGAUGGUCUGCUGGGUAAUGUCAGCCUGCACAUACACCUCUCGCUACUGUGAGAACAAGGCCCUACCCCGCACCACGACCUACGGCGUGGGAUUCGGCCUGUUGAUGGCCGGGUGGACAGUGGGGCUCAUCGCGUUGGUAUUGUUUGUUCUUGUAGUCUAA
Molecule: messenger RNA, 891 nt
Organism: Trypanosoma rangeli
Lineage: Eukaryota; Euglenozoa; Kinetoplastea; Trypanosomatida; Trypanosomatidae
Product: putative amastin
Exons: 1
Coding region: 1-891 (296 amino acids)
Source: RefSeq, a predicted model, not a curated record